This is a messenger RNA of Seriola aureovittata, 1402 nucleotides long. RefSeq names its product claudin-10-like. The transcript has 5 exons. The record is from RefSeq and is a predicted model, not a curated record. Gene Ontology annotation, cellular component: bicellular tight junction; plasma membrane. NCBI's taxonomy places the organism in Eukaryota, Metazoa, Chordata, Actinopteri, Carangiformes, Carangidae. Gene Ontology annotation, molecular function: structural molecule activity. The coding region runs from base 1 to 726 and encodes 241 amino acids. Gene Ontology annotation, biological process: bicellular tight junction assembly; cell adhesion.
AUGAGCAGCAUGUUUCAGGAGAUCUUGGCCUUCAUGUUAACCACCUCAGGGUGGGUGCUGGUGUCUUCCACCUUGCCGACGGACUACUGGAAGGUGUCGUCACUUGAUGGAACCGUCAUCACCACAGCUACUUACUGGUCCAAUCUGUGGAAGGCCUGUGUCACUGAUUCAACAGGAAUCUCUAACUGCAAAGACUUUUCCUCGUUGCUGGCACUGGAUGGUUAUAUCCAGGCAUGCAGAGGACUGAUGAUUGCAGCCGUCUGUCUGGGUUUUUUUGGUUCCAUAUUUGCCCUUGUUGGAAUGAAAUGCACCAAAAUAGGAGGAACUGACAAAAACAAAGCCAGGAUCGCCUGCUUUGCUGGUGUUGAUUUCAUUCUUAGUGGCCUCUGCUCACUGUCAGCGUGCUCCCUUUACGCACAUCAGAUAACAUCAGAGUUUUUUGACCCAAUGUUUGUGGCACAAAAGUAUGAACUGGGUGCUGCUCUCUUUAUUGGCUGGGCAGGUUCUAUCCUCUGUAUCCUCGGAGGCAGCAUGCUCUGUUUCUCCAUUGCCGAUUCUUUUACCAAAAGCCACAGUCAGGCAAACUAUAUCUACAAAGGCGCUGCCUCGCAUUCUCAUCUCUCCUCCUACCCGAGAGGGCAGGCAAAGUCUGUAAACCAGAGGCCGCCUCCAGACUACAGCAGCUCCUCCAGGAUUCAGCACUUUGAUAAGAAUGUAUACGUUUGAGGGAUGUUGAAUAUAUAACACUUUUAGUCGAAGCCACUGGUGAGUCUUAAGAGAUAUACCUAGUCUAAAAGAUAUAGAGCAGUGCAUGAAACCUUGUGGUCUCUGUCUCACAGGGGAUUAAGUUUAAAAUAUUUACAUGUUUCUUCCAGGGGUAUGAAUUUAAAAGUAUAUGAUAGAGUUUACUCUCUGAUUUUGGAGAAUUUGUAUUUUCUAUGCCGGACACAACUUUUGCAUUUGAUAGUUACAUAUUGCUGUGCAUUGAAUAUCUUCUCACUUAAAAACAGGAUGUGUCUCAUAAUUAAACAGCAAAAAACCCAAAACAUUUGGUCCAAAAUGGGUCUUUGUAAUCUAAUGUCUGCAUCAUUUUCUAAUUCAGUCGCUAUAUAUGGAAAUAAAGUUUGUAAUAUUUUGUAAGACAUUUGCUUUGGUGGUUGUAUCUUUAACUGUAAGUAACCCACGCAUGCUGUUAAUCUGUAAUGACAACAUUUAAAGUUGUGUCAAACACUGUAUUUUUGUUUAACAUGGCGUAACCAUUAACUAUGAUUUUGUAAUAAUUGGAAGUUUAAGAAAGUAAAAAAAAAAAAGGACUGCAUCUUGUCAUUGUUUCUAAUUAUGUAAAUGUGUAGUGAAUGAUGAUAAGAGUAUGAAUAGAAAUAAAACAGAUUAGAUGAGUCUG